Mustela lutreola (European mink) is the source of this 945-nucleotide messenger RNA. RefSeq names its product olfactory receptor 2H2-like. NCBI's taxonomy places the organism in Eukaryota, Metazoa, Chordata, Mammalia, Carnivora, Mustelidae. Gene Ontology annotation, cellular component: membrane. The record is from RefSeq and is a predicted model, not a curated record. Gene Ontology annotation, biological process: G protein-coupled receptor signaling pathway. Gene Ontology annotation, molecular function: olfactory receptor activity; G protein-coupled receptor activity. The coding region runs from base 1 to 945 and encodes 314 amino acids. The transcript has a single exon.
AUGAAAGGGACAAAUUUUAGCAAUCCUGCAGGUUUUAUCUUGCUGGGCUUUUCUGACCAGCCUCAGCUGGAGAUGAUCCUCCUUCUGGUUGUCUCUAUCGUAUAUUUUCUUACCCUGGUGGGGAACACAGCAAUCAUAUUGGUCUCAUACUUGAAUCCCAAGCUCCACAAGCCCAUGUACUUCUUUCUGUCCAAUCUCUCCUUCCUGGACCUCUGCUUCACCACCAGCAUUGUUCCACAGAUGCUGUGGAAUCUCAAGGGUUCUGAGAAGACCAUCAGCUACACUGGCUGUGUAAUCCAGCUCUAUGUUGCACUGGGGCUGGGCUCCACGGAGUGCAUCCUCCUGACUGUGAUGGCCUACGACCGCUUCAAUGCCAUCUGCCGACCACUGCACUAUGGCGUCAUCAUGCACUGGAAGCUUCUCCAGCGCCUAGCAGCUGUGGCCUGGAUCAGUGGUUUUGUGGAAUCCACAGUUCAGACCAUCCUCGUUUUCCAGCUGCCUCUUUGCAGCCACCACCAGGUAGAUGAUUUUAUGUGUGAGGAACCUGCCCUGAUUAAAAUCGCCUGUGUGAACACCACCUUCCUGGAAAAUGAGCUCUCCAUAGCAAUUGUCCUCUACGUGGUUAUACCUCUGGGGCUUAUUCUGGUCUCUUAUGGCUGCAUUGCUAGGAGUGUGCUGAGGAUAAAGUCUGCCAAAGGAAGGAGGAAAGCAUUUGGGACCUGUGGGUCCCACCUCCUUGUUGUGGUUUUGUUCUUCGGGACGAUCAUUUCUGUCUACAUUCAACCCAAGAGCAAGUACACACAGAACCACAGUAAAUUCCUCACCCUCUUCUACACUGUAGUGACUCCCUCACUUAACCCUAUGAUUUACACCCUGAGAAACAAAGAGGUUAAGUGGGCUCUGAGACAAUUGCUGGGGAGAGACCCCCAUCAGGGGGAAAUGUAA